This is a messenger RNA of Neoarius graeffei (lesser salmon catfish), 3514 nucleotides long. RefSeq names its product CD164 molecule, sialomucin (gene cd164). Gene Ontology annotation, cellular component: cytoplasmic vesicle. The transcript is spliced from 6 exons. Lineage: Eukaryota; Metazoa; Chordata; Actinopteri; Siluriformes; Ariidae. The coding region runs from base 203 to 724 and encodes 173 amino acids. The record is from RefSeq and is a predicted model, not a curated record.
AAUACUAUUCAUUUCCUAGUUUUGAUUAGUCGCUCGUGGAGAGAGAGGGAACACGUGGCACUCAGAAAAACCUGCCACAUGACUUGCAAAGCAGGAAGUGUUUCAGCUUCAGUUCAGCCUUACAAAAUAUAUUCCACAUCGAGCAGAAAAGUCUGUCCUGUUUUGUCGAUUGGAAAUAAACGCUUAGUAGGCUAACAUCAAGAUGUUUUGGAGAAUUCUUUUUGUGAUACUUGUGCUGUCUGUUUUUGGAUCUUCUAUGGGUGCAGACGUGAACUGUACAAAACUGACUUGUGAUCAAUGCACAAACACAUCUGAAUGUGUGUGGAUGACAUGCCCAAACAACGUGUCUUGUUAUCACAUCAAUGCUCCUGUAACGAACUGCAACAAGACCAACUGCUCAUCUGCUGGACAAACGACCCCUGAACCACCUGCCAACGUCACUACGACGACUGCCAACGCCACUACAUUGACUACUCACACCACUGCCAACACCUCAACACCCACCCCUGCUUCUAAUAGCACAUCUGGAUCAACCACGCCUACUACCACUCAAAGUACCACCACAUCAAAUGCCACCACAACAGCACCCUCUCCUCAGAAGAAAUCUACGUUCGAUGCUGCCAGCUUCAUCGGCGGGAUUGUCCUUGUGCUUGGUCUUCAAGCUGUCAUCUUCUUCCUCUACAAGUUUUGCAAGUCCAAGGACCGCAACUACCACACUCUGUAAAAAAUAAAAUAAAUAAUAAUAAAAAUAAAUUAAAUUAAAAUAUGGCACCGUUUCGAGGCACCACAUUGCACAUCAAUACAUACAACCCCCCACAUGCGCGCGUACAUGCAAACAUCCACACUCUUCGAUCUUCCUCCAUCCCUGGUGCCACAUGAUUAAUUGAUGCCUGUGGUUUGAGCUUUACAUUUAAACAAAGUGAGGUUUAGAGUAAAUACACCUACACGCUAUAAAUGGUCCCCCUGAAACAGUGGCAUUAUCACUUAUCCCGUUCCCUUGUUGGUGUUAUUCAGAGUUUCAGUCUAUUUUGAAUGUUGCUUAAUUAUGUAUUCCCUCCCAACGGUUCAGUUAAAAAUAAGUUGCUCCACUGCUCUCAGCUGCGUAUUAUGUUGAUGUUGCAAUUUUGUUCUUGUUGAAGCAGAAUUUCAAUGCCACUGCUUUCUGAGGUGGAGAUUAAACAUCACCAGUGCCCGCUUCCUUCCAUUUAGUGUGAUCUGAGCAGGGUUGUUUUGACCCUUACGUGUUUGUCAUACUGGUUUUUUGUUUUUCUGCAUAUCUUGUUCGUGCAGGCUUGCCAUCAUGAGAAAGGAGGGCAAAUACAUGUGUGGUCCUCCAUUUUCAUAAUUUCAGCCUCUCUGAAGCCAUAGAUGCAUCUUUUUUUUUUUUUUUUUUUUUGGGUUGUAAUUUUAUUUCUUGCUUGAAGCUUUGCUGAAAAAAAAAUCUAUAUUUCGGGAGUUUUUUUUUUUUUUUUAAUUUGUCGUCAUUGUUCUUUUGUCACACUUCCUUUUCAACCAAGCAACAAAGCAUGCAGUUUUAUUUGCAAUAAAUCCUAAUAACUAGUUCAGUUCUUUGAUUUAAUGACCGUUGCCAGGGUUAGUGAAUAUAAAACCACUCGUCGAAUCCAUUACAAAAAAUAUUGAAGUAGCAAGGCGUAUUGUAAACCCGAAGGGGGUGGGGUGGCCCCACCCCGCCAAGAGGGUUGGAGACUGUGGUUGGUUGGUUUGAGUUGCUGUGCUUUUUGUCUCCCUUCCCUCUUCUUUGAGCCUUAAACAUGUGAAUGCGUGAGUAUAGACUUUGGUCUGCCACUUCCUGCUGGAGCAGGGUGUUUGUGUGUGCACCACGGUGCUAUCUGUGAGCUUGAUAAAGGCUGCCAGCAGGACUGUUUGCUGUAUUAUAAAGAAUAUAUUAAUUAACAGUUAGUUCACAGUAGUUCAAUUCUGCAUUGAGGUUAGUGAAAUCAUUCUGAAGCCUUGACUCUUUCGAGACUGCCUUAUGUUUUUGUUUGUCUCCCCUCUCACCCCCUUCUCUCUCCUUCCCCCUGCUAUGUAUUGGCUUUUAUAGUCCUUUCACCUCAAAGGGAACAAACGUCAUAAGUUGUCCUGAACAAUCAAACAAAAGUAGGUUUAAAUACUGGUGUUAAAAUCCUAAGGUAAUUAAAAAUAUAUACAUCACUAAACUGUGUGGCCACUGCAAGCUGUUUGUUUUUUGCCAAGUGUGGUGGUGUUUUUUUUUUUUUUUUUUUUUUAAAUUAGUCUCCUCUGUGAUUUUCAUGCCAGAGGUCAAGGGUCACUUCACAUCCUGGGUUUUUUUUUUUUUUGGUCCAGUCUUGAAGUGUUUGAGUGAAAAAGGCUCUAAUGAAAACUCAAUCGGAGUUGCUUUUCUCUUUUGAAGAAAGUAUUAUUUCUUAGACAUGACGUUUUCUCACAACUUUCCCAUCUAGAGUAAUUCAGGAGGCCAUUGUUGGUUGCCCUUUUUUUUUUUUUUUUUUUUUAAAUGUUGACCUACCGAGAUGCAUGUAAGCAAUGCUGUUUGAAUUUAAGAUACUGUUCAUUAAAUUGAAAAAUGAAGGGUUUGAGAUUUGAGCAGUCCUGAUUAGCUGCUAAUGCCAUCUGUUUUAAUAAAUCCCUGGUCAUUCUGUCAGGUUGGUUAUUAAAGCGGUUUGUGUGCUGUGACUUGUAUCUUUUUUUUUUUUACCACUUCUGCCUUUGCUUGCAGCCUUAAUUAUUGCUGUCAUUCUGAUUUUGCAUUUCUUUUCAAUGUCUAGCCAAGCCUCACAUUUUACCAAAACCACUCAAGCCAAUUUUGAUUGCUUUUAGACCAAAGUUUUUGCUUUGCACUCGGAUUUCUUUUCAGUCACAUUUAAAUGUUAAACAUACAAACGUCCAGUUCACAGAGAUGCAGCUCAUGUGUGCCAAGGUAGCGUUUGGAUUUGAAACAUGAAGUGUUGAUUGAGUUUUCCAUAGAAACAAACAGCCAUGACAGAUGAAUCCAUUUUUAUUUUUCCUGACCUGUAAUUACUUGUUUCUUGUUGCACCUCUUGAAAACGAAGUGCCUUAAUGAUAUAGGUUUAAAAAUGAAGAUGUUCGUCUUGAAAACCCAUUCAUUCUUAAGGGAAACGGUGCAUGUUUGUUCCUGGGUGACAAUGAAGUUUGAAUGCAGAGAACUGCGAGAUGAGUGGAAUGCUGACUCUAUUGUUCUUGGUGUUGGUCUGUAUAAAAUCCCAGUACUUAUUUCCUUCUCAGCUUUUCAGCAGGGUUUGUUUAGCCCUGUUUAGUAUGAGUGUAUAUGAAACGCAGAUGAUCUUUGGUCCUGAUGUAUUAAAGUUUGCUUGAGUGAGAGCUAAUACACACUCCUGCACCUGCUAUUGCUUUAUGUUGUCAGAGUCUGCCUUAAAAUGUGUUCAGCUCUCUAAUCUUUUUUUUUUUUUGCGUUAUUUUUCUUUAGUUUUGCAGUGCUGAUUAGGUUUGAAGAUGUUAAAAUUUGGUUAAUUAAAAGCUGGGUAAUGUACUACAA